This is a messenger RNA of Aspergillus udagawae, 684 nucleotides long. Its product is annotated as GPI anchored serine-threonine rich family protein. The transcript has 2 exons. The coding region runs from base 1 to 684 and encodes 227 amino acids. Lineage: Eukaryota; Fungi; Ascomycota; Eurotiomycetes; Eurotiales; Aspergillaceae. The record is from RefSeq and is a predicted model, not a curated record.
AUGUUUUGCUCGAGGACCUUUCUGGCGACUUGGGCCUGCCUGGCUCAGCUGGGCGCCGCUCAGAUGCUGGCCUUCACAACAUGGCCAACCCACAUCUACCAGGGUAAACCAGCUACGGUGACUUGGUUGGGGGCUCCUGAUGUUCCUGCCACCAUUUAUCUGCGCAAAGGUGAUGCAAACAACCUCGACCACGUCCAAGUCUUGACUACCGAUGCGAAAGGCGGGUCCUUCACUUUUGUUCCCGACGAUUCCUUACCCGAUGGUUCAGACUAUGCCUUGCAAAUCCAGCAAGGUGCCGAGGAGAACUAUUCUGGACUGAUCACACUCGGGAACCCUGGCAGCAAGCCACCAAGUCCUCCGAUGCCCCCAAGUCCUUCGAAGCUCCCGAAGCCCACAGAGGAUGCUAAGCCGCAGAACAUCUCCACACCCACCCCUCAGGAUGACGCCUCAUCCCAUCACGGCACCGACACCUCACCUGGCGACGACUGGGAAACAGAAGUCGCCAAGGGUAACAAUGCCCAGUUCACCAAUGUUGAAGAUAUGUCGAAGGGAUCUAAUUCAAACUUCACUCACGGCAAAAGCGCAAUGGCGGCUAAGUUAGAAACUAGCGGAGCUUCUAUUGAAAACGUGUACCUUGGCUGGGUCCUGGCGACAGUAGGCGUCUUGUUUUAUGUCGCCGAAUAG